GGCGUCGGGGAGCCCAGGGACAUGGCGCUGCCGGACAGUGAGGAGGGGGAGCCGGUGGCGCCCGGGCACCCGCUGGCGAAAGGCUUCCUCCCCGUGCCUGCAGAGGCUCCCGCCGGGGAGAACUUGGAGCUGCAGAAUGGGCCCAAAGCCGGCUGCCUGCUCCUUAACGGGGUCCUCCAGAGCAGCCCCGCAGCCACCCCGGGAGCCCUGGGCGGGCCGCAGACUGUGCUGGCCCCGGAAGAGGAGACCCAGGCCCGGCUGCUGCCCACGGAGCCUGGCGAGGAGACCCCGGGGGCCGAGGGCGCCGCGCUGCCGCGGACGGCGCUCUCGCCGCGGCGCUUCGCGGUGCUGCUGGUCUUCAGCCUGUACUCGCUGGUGAACGCCUUUCAGUGGAUCCAGUACAGCAUCAUCAGCAACGUCUUUGAGGGCUUCUACGGCGUCUCCUUGCUGCACAUCGACUGGCUGUCCAUGGUGUACAUGCUGGCCUACGUGCCCCUCAUCUUCCCGGCCACCUGGCUGCUGGACACCAGAGGCCUGCGGCUCACGGCGCUGCUGGGCUCGGGCCUCAACUGCCUGGGCGCCUGGGUCAAGUGUGGCAGCGUGCAGCGGCAUCUCUUCUGGGUCACCAUGCUGGGCCAGUGCCUGUGCUCCGUGGCCCAGGUGUUUAUCCUGGGCUUGCCCUCCCGCAUCGCCUCCGUGUGGUUUGGACCCAAGGAGGUGUCCACAGCUUGUGCUACCGCCGUGCUGGGCAAUCAGCUUGGAACUGCAGUUGGCUUUUUGCUACCACCAGUUUUAGUGCCUAAUACACAGAAUAACACGAGUCUGGCUUAUAAUAUCAGCACCAUGUUUUAUGGGACAUCAGCUAUUGCUACCCUUUUAUUCAUUCUGACAGCCAUCGCAUUCAAGGAAAAACCUCAGUAUCCACCGAGCCAGGCUCAAGCAGCUCUCCGUGACAGUCCACCUGAAGAGUACUCCUAUAAGAAAUCGAUAAGAAACCUAUUUAAAAAUAUUCCUUUUGUCCUUCUACUGGUCACUUAUGGAAUCAUGACUGGAGCAUUUUAUUCUGUCUCAACAUUAUUAAAUCAAAUGAUAUUGAAAUAUUAUCCGGGAGAAGAAGUGACUGCUGGAAGGAUAGGGCUAACUCUGGUAGUAGCUGGAAUGGUGGGCUCUAUUCUUUGUGGCUUAUGGCUGGAUUACACCAAAACAUACAAACAGACUACUCUCAUAGUUUACAUUUUAUCUUUUAUCGGAAUGGUUAUAUUUACUUUCACAUUGGACCUUGGAUACAUUAUCAUCCCGUUUGUUACUGGAGGGAUACUUGGUUUCUUCAUGACUGGCUACCUCCCCUUGGGCUUCGAAUUCGCUGUUGAAAUCACGUACCCUGAAUCUGAAGGUACUUCAUCUGGUCUUCUUAAUGCUGCUGCACAGGUAUUUGGAAUUUUAUUCACAUUGGCUCAAGGAAAGCUCACAUCAGACUAUAGCCCAAGAGCAGGGAACAUUUUCCUCUGUGCUUGGAUGUUUGUCGGCAUCAUUUUAACAGCGUUAAUCAAGUCUGACCUAAGAAGACACAACAUAAACGUAGGAAUUACGAAUGUCGAAAUUAAAGCUGUGCCAGUUGACAGUCCCAUGGAUCAAGAACCAAAAAUCACGUUGUCUAAGCAGUCAAACUCAUCCAUUUGAGGUGAAAAGAAAAGUUUGUAUCCUGCAGUAAUUGGGAUAGAGUGUGAUGAUCAUGGAGUGCUCUGUGACCAGUGAGCCUGGCUUUGUAGGUGGUGGGGAAUGGACACAUACUUGAAAAUUAUUGUAUGCACAUAAAUGCACAAUGUCAUUUUGAUUUAUUGUUUUAAGCAAUAUUUUGCUUAAAAUCCUUUGCUUAAAUCAUGCUGACACUACCAUUUGUCUAACUAGUAUCCUAUUUUCAGUCAUAUAUCAUGUCUGAAGGUGAGCUCCUUAACAUUUACUUUUAAAAAACAGGUGGAAGUUUAGAAGGCUUUCUAAAAUGAUAAUGUGGAGGUCUAGUCCUGUAAGACACAUUCAAGUACAUGCAGUUUAUAUGUAAAAGUAUUCAGUGGGACCAAAUAUAGAACCCAUUGCUAGUUGGCUACCUUUUGACUGUGUUGACCAACCGUCCGUGCCACCUCCAUCUGAAUACAAAAUCCCAGCAUGAUGCUAUCAAUCCACCAAAGGACAAAAUUGAGAUUAGGCUUCUAGAUGAUCUCUAGGAUUUUUUUCCCCUGUUUCUUGUACUCUCGUUACAGAGUGCUUUGCAACAGGUACUUUCAAUGGGCCACAAAACUAUUCUGUGUAUAGUUUUGGUCUUAGGAUUAUGUUCUAAUUAAGCUAAGAAGCCCAGAUACAAUGUCAAUAUCUUGAGUUUUUUUCUUAUUGGUUCCUAUAACAGAUAAAUGCUAACCCUAUAUUUUUUCAGUCCAACUUGAAAUGGAAUAGUUUUGUACUCAUUGCCUUUUUUAUUCUCUUUUUUCAAUUUAUAACUUUAUAGUAAGAUAAUUUCAUCAUAUAUUACUAGCUAUUUCAUGAUUUCUUACAUCACAUCCUGUAUUUUGCCUUGAAGUUUCCUGAGAUAAGGAAAUCGAGAGCAACUUCAGCCAGCCCAGGUGUCCCUUUUAGUGGAGACUCUUGAAAUGCUUGCUGUGCUAAUCCUGCAGUGGCAGUUGUACAGCCGUUCUCCUUUGAGGCAGAAAUGCCGUGCCCAGGCUCGUGCACCGUCAGCACGGCGGGAGGUGGAUUCUCGUCUUCACCAGAGUCGGUGUAGGUCAGUCACUGCUCUGUUGUAAAAGUCUGCCUUUUUUACAUGCUCAGGGUAAGGAGAAAAGGACCAAAUGUUUUCCCACAGUGCCUACCACUGUGUUUUGUUUACAGUGAGAAUUUAAAUGUUGUUGAUAUCCCGACUCUUCUAAGCUUGUGGGGAGUAUCUUUACAUAGAUGACACUGAUCCACCAUAAUAUUCACAUUCUGUCCACAAACACAAAAAAGGCUAGUCACGUAAGGGGUAUGCUUGGAGUGAAUAUCACUUUAUUUUUUAGGUCAGUGGGAAAUAAUUUUAAUCAAAGAAUUGUCCUUUUUCUUCCCACAUAUCCUGUUUUGUAUUAGGAAAUGACAUUGUGAUCCAUUUCAUACAAGUAAAAUAUUACAAAAUAUUUACAGAAAAAUAUUAAAAAUAACUCAAAAGGCAAGAUGAAAUAAACUGUUUUUUCAGGAAUCUCUAUUGCAGUGCCCACAGCACACAAGAAGAGAGUCAAAACAAAUAGCAACUAAGAUUCCCCUGAUUACAAAUUUCCAAAGAGCUGGAGAAGGCGCAAAACAGUAUGAAAUGCUGGUGUGACAGGGGCAGAUGUUAGCAGCACUGCUUCAGUAGUCCAUCUGUGAAUAUCACUUUUGAUUUAAGCAGAAUAUAUGCAUUGAUCCAUAUUGAGAUGAUAACAUUCUCUACAAUAAAUUGAUUACAAAUGCUGCAGAUCCUAACCGUGGAGAAUGUGUUAUCAGAACAACUGAGUUAGGAAUCAGGAACUCCAUGAAUCCCGUCCAUGUGAUCUCAGAGAUCUUUUAAAAGAUAAGUGUGUUCCUCACGGAAUAGAACAAAUCAUUGUACCACAGGAACUCAAAUCUAACUAGAGGAACUUUCCCUGGAUGAUUGGAUAAACAAUUGUGAUUGUUCCUUUGUGGAUACAAAGUCUUUCAAAGCUCUGUGAGACGUUUUAGUCAGUCGGUGGUAGCUCAGGCAGAAUAUGCCCAAUCGUUAGCUUCCUUUGUGUUUGUAUCACAGGUAAAAAAUUACCAAAAAUAAAUUCUAAGGUUUCCCAUAUCCCCCUAAAAUAAUUGUUUUUAUUUUUAAACUGUCAAUAGUAUUUAAAAUAAUCAUGUAUUUGUUGAGUUCUUCCAGUUUUGAACAAAUUACAGAUAAAAGCUGGAAUGGAAUGCUUUAUUUCUGAAAGUAUGUGCAUUUGGUCUAUGUCAUGUAUUUUUUCUUGUUGAUUAGAAAAGGGGUGAAAUAUAAUAAUAAACUAUAAAAUGAAUGGAUAAUUUUUUCUGUAUUUUGAAUGCAAGUUAUCUGUAGAGUAUGUCAAACAAGAAUGUCAUAACUUUGGAGUAUGUAGUAGGUAAUUAUCACCUGUGUAAAUCUUUGAUUUUAGCAAAGAAACCAGAUGCUUUCAAAAGCUAUUGCGUUUGUAAAUGUUGUAAGUAUAGCUUUUGCCUUUUGAGGAUGUUGGAGAAAUGUGUUUAAAAGUAUGUUUGUGUAUAAUAGGCUGAAGAUGCCUAUAUCUUGAGUCAUUAUUCACAUUCAAAGUUUUUGCUCUACUUUGUACUUAUUUAUCUGUAUGCUUAUUCUUCAGUACUUCAGGUUCAAAAUAAGUUUAUUUUUUUAAAUGUUAAUUUUGUAUGACUUUUUUUUUUAAGUUUUGAUACUUCAUUACACCAUGGGGAUUGAAAAGGGAUUAUAAGAUUUCAGAAUGGCCCAGGAGGGAAAGAGGUAGGUUACAGAACAUAAGCAAAGGUGCCGGUGCUGUGGCGUAGUGGGUUGAGCCACCGCCUACAGAGUCAGCAUCCCAUAUGGGUGCUGGUUUUGAGUCUUAGCUGCUCUACUUCCCAUCCAAAUCCCUGCUAGUGCAUCUGGAGAGCAGCAGAAGAUGGCCCAAGUGCUUGGGCCCCUGCACUGAUGUGGGAGACCCAGAUGGAGCUCCUGGCUCUUGGCUUCAGCCUGGCCCAGCCCUGGUCAUUGCGGCCAUUUGGAGAGUGCACCAGUGGAUUCAUCUCUGCCUUUCAAAUUAAAACACACACACACACACACACACAAAGUCCACCAGGGUCAGGGCUAAAAGAGAAGCUUUAAACUAUAUUAAUAUUUUAUUCAUUUAAAAAUAA
Messenger RNA from Lepus europaeus (European hare), 4881 nucleotides. It is a transcript of the gene FLVCR1, whose product is annotated as FLVCR choline and heme transporter 1. Gene Ontology annotation, molecular function: heme binding; heme transmembrane transporter activity. Gene Ontology annotation, cellular component: membrane; mitochondrion. Gene Ontology annotation, biological process: transmembrane transport; erythrocyte differentiation; mitochondrial transport. The record is from RefSeq and is a predicted model, not a curated record. Bases 22 to 1680 code for a protein of 552 amino acids. The transcript is spliced from 10 exons. Lineage: Eukaryota; Metazoa; Chordata; Mammalia; Lagomorpha; Leporidae.